Molecule: messenger RNA, 1749 nt
Organism: Cylindrotheca closterium
Lineage: Eukaryota; Bacillariophyta; Bacillariophyceae; Bacillariales; Bacillariaceae
Source: the annotation of a GenBank genome assembly
AUGAGUCAGCCAGGCAAAAAAAGGCAAACGACGAGCCACAUAAAAGGAAACGAAAAAAAGGCCAGACACGAAGUUCCUUCUGAUGAUUCUCCAGUUGUCGUCGUUAAAAAUAAAGUGGAGGAUGCCAAGUCUAUUUCGCUCUCCCCCGACUUGAAUGAGUUGUUGCAUCCCAUGACCGAACAAGAGUUUUUGGACCAGCAUUUUCGUCAAAAGGCUGUUCACAUUACCUGUGACCAAGUGGGAACUGACAAUUAUGCUUUGAAGCGGGUGUCGGAUUUGAGGGAAGCCAUGUUUGAUCUGGAUCCAGAAAUGAUUAUUCGCGAAACCAGCAGUGACAAUGUCUUCUUGUGGCUUGUGGACAAGGGCGGUAACAAGGAAAUUCAAGAUAGAAAAAGCAGUACGAUAAGAAGUAUCGAAAUCAGUGAUGUGGACACAGCCAUAUCCCUCCACAAGAUUGCAAAACAUGCGACAUAUUGUCGAGCUCCUCCUAUGGUGGAGCAAAACCUCGUGGCAAGUCUGUUGAAGGCUACAGGCCUUGGUUGUGGGCAAUACGAUCCAUCUGGCGAAAGCAUUAUUUCUAUGGGUAGAGGUGAGGUUGAGACCUUCAUCUCGACAGAGAACCACCUGACGAAUUGGCACUAUGAUUUCCAAGAGAACUUCACAAUCCAGCUCUCUGGAACCAAACGAUGGACUCUUCAACAGGGGACAAUAAAGGAUCCGAUUCGCGGCUGCACUCCUCACUAUGCCUCACCCGAGGCUGUGGAAUCACAGUUGAAGGCAGCCCACUUGUUUGAUCGCAAAUUUCGAUUUGGUUUCCCUGAGAAGGAUGUUACAGCAGUUGGUAAUGUACAUUCCAUCGAUGUCAAGCCUGGCGAUGUAUUUUAUUUUCCAGCUGGCAUGUGGCACAAGGUAGAUACCAUUGAGCCAGGAGUUUCGAUCAACGUGUCCCUAAUGGCGAGCAACUACGCCUCCAUAGCUAGCCAAGCAUUACAUCAGUUGAUGUUUCAAGACGAACGAUGGAGACAACCUGUUUUGAACAAUAAAAGGGUUGAAGCAGUCGAUCAUCUCAAGGCACUCUUGAAGGAACUUCCAUCGAUGAUCCAACGACUGGAACAAAGCGGCGGGGCCGAAGCUAUCCUCCCUCCAGUCCUUAGACAUCCGCCUAGUUUCCUUCCAACAGGAGACGAAGGGGGUGAAUGGGAAGACUUUGAAAAUGAAGAAAAAGAUUGUGGCCCUGACGGAGGAAAAGAAACAGCUGGGGACGAUGGCAGUGAAACGGCAAAAUCGGUCGGGGACCGGGAAGAAGACAAUUUACUAGAUCCAACGAAGUUUGAUAGUUUCCCAGAGAAUUGGUCCUACAAUUUGGAACUAGGCGAAACAGUCCAAAUUUCGAGAAACCCUUUGGCGGCGUUACACAAGUUGACCGAAACAACUUCAUUCUAUGACAACAAUGAUGAUGAUGAUGACAACGACGACGGGAAAGAUAUCUUUAUCCUCAACGUGAACUACGCCGGUAAUGAAACGCAUCAGAGUGCCAUCAGGGUAGUAUUCCGAGAUAAUGAUGAUAGUUUUGUGCAAUCGCUCUAUUGCAACGAGCGACAAAAUGGCGAUGUCACAAAAACAAUCAAAGUUUCAGAGAAGAAUGAAUCCCAUCUCAAAUUUCUGGUGUUUCAUGGAUAUUUGCAAAUUCUGGAUUCUAGCUCUCGCUCAGACAUGCCAGGGAAAGCGAAUGCUACCAAGAUUGUCUAG